Molecule: messenger RNA, 567 nt
Organism: Aspergillus welwitschiae
Lineage: Eukaryota; Fungi; Ascomycota; Eurotiomycetes; Eurotiales; Aspergillaceae
Exons: 3
Coding region: 1-567 (188 amino acids)
Source: RefSeq, a predicted model, not a curated record
AUGUCAAGACGAAGGGUCAAAGAUAUGGAUUUGAUCUAUCUAGAUCUCAAGAAGAUGAUCCAACCGCAUAUUCUGGCAUAUAUUAAUGAUCACUCACAAUUACUCACCCUACAUCUUCUUCGACCAUUUUCGUUUGGGUUGUUGGAAGCGCUUGGACCAUCAAGGGCUACAGCGCCACUUCCGCACUCUGUCGAAACACCAGUAGGAGUGGAUACUUCCAUCGGGUGCGGCAUCCCUCACGUCAUAUCCUACUCCGUACCCCCUCCUUCAGAGAACCGGUUCACCUUCCGCGCACCACCGCCCGAUCCAACAUUUCCCGACCGCACUCUCCUAGAUUGGGAUGCUGCUACAUGCACCCAGCCUUUGUCCCCCUCCAACCUGGAUGCCUUGCCUGAUAUCGGACCUGAUUUUUCUCCAGAAGAACUUAACUUUCGUCACCCCAUCUGGGUUAACCCCACGAGACAACCUGAAUGCCUCCGACUCAUCCACAGCGCCGCCUACUCCCUCACCCUCGGCCAGCUCAUCGCCGAGCGAAUCAUCGAAGGACUCAUCCGACCGAGCAUCUAG